CUCGUUCCGUUUUUCCCUGCGGGGCGGAGGUUCUUUGCCUGGUGACACCCAAACCUGAAGCGAACCCACGCUGUUAGCCGACCCGUCCACUGCUGCUCCGGCCAGCCAUGAGGGUCCUCGCGCUCCUCCUCUUACUAUGGAUCUCCGCCGCUGCCGCUGCAUCCGCGCCGCCGCUCGAGACCCUCGGCAUCCCUCCGCAAGAUGAGGCGUACUACAGGGGCGGCGUGAUCAAGUGCAAGGACGGGUCGGGCAAGUUCACCAGGGAUCAGCUCAACGACGACUUCUGCGACUGUCCCGACGGCACCGACGAGCCAGGGACAUCUGCCUGCCCGGAGGCGAAAUUCUACUGCAAGAAUGCCGGACAUUCUCCAAUCACCAUCUUCUCGUCGCGAGUGAAUGAUGGUAUAUGCGAUUGUUGUGAUGGGAGUGAUGAAUACGGUAGCAAUGGCACUUGUAAGAAUACAUGCUGGGAAGCUGGGAAGGCGGCGAGGGAGAAGUUAAAGAAGAAGGUAGCUACAUAUAAAAGUGGUGUCGUUAUUCGGAAUCAGGAAGUUGAAAAGGCAAAAUUGGCAAUUGCUAAAGAUGAAGCAGAGUUAACAAAACUGAAGGGUGAAGAGAAGAUACUCCAGGGGCUUGUCGACAAGCUCAAAGAGCAAAAGAGAUUAAUAGAAAAGGCGGAGGAAGAGGAGCGCCUAAUAAAAGAGAAGGAAGAAAAGAGAAUUAAAGAAGAAGCUGAAAAGCAAGCUGCUGAGGAAAAGAAAGCAUCUGAUGCCUCUCAGGAAACAGAUUCUCAGGACACUGAUGAGAAGUCACAAGAAGGUGAAAGCAAGGUAGCUGAACAUCAUGAUGGAGAUGUCACGGACCAUGACCAUCACUCACCGGAAGGCCAGACAUCUGUUGAAGAGCCUGACAUUAAAGCUGGAACUGGAGAUGAUGCACCACCGGUGGAGACAUCUGCAGUACCUACAGAUGAGCAGGACCCUACUUCUGCCGACUCUGAAGGUUUGUCAAAGGAGGAAUUGGGUCGUCUGGUGGCUUCUCGCUGGACUGGAGAAAAUGUAGAUGAUGUUGGUAAAAGCGAUAAAAAGGGCCAUGAGGAUGAGAUGGAUAUACCAGAACCUGCAGAAGAAGCAUUUGAAGAUGAGCAUGAUAUACCAGAACCUGUAGAAGAAAAUUAUGCUGGCUAUCAUUCAGAAGUUGAGGAUGAUAGGCACAAAUUUGAAGACGAAGAGUUGUCUAAUAUAUCAGAUGAUGAAUAUGUUGAUGAUCAUGAAGAACCUGAUGAAUCCUAUAAAUCUGAUGACGACCGGAAAGGUGAUGACCAUUCAGAUUUAACUGCCUCAGGACAAACAUCAUGGCUAGACAAGAUUCAGAAAACUGUACAGAAUGUUCUACAAAAAUUCAACUUUUUCAAGACCCCUGUUGAUUUAUCAGAGGCUGCUCAUGUUCGGAAGGAGUAUGAUGAUGCCAGCUCAAAGCUGUCCAAAAUUCAGUCUAGGAUAACCUCUCUGACAGAUAAGCUAAAGCAAGACUUUGGUAAGGAAAAGGAGUUCUAUUACUUCUAUGACCAGUGCUUUGAGGGCAAGGAGGGCAAGUAUGUUUACAAGGUCUGUCCAUACAAGAAAGCUUCACAGGUUGAAGGACACAGUUCCACCAACCUGGGGCGCUGGGACAAAUUUGAAGAAUCAUACAGGAUGAUGCACUUUGCAAAUGGAGACAAAUGCUGGAAUGGCCCUGACCGAAGCCUAAAGGUGAGGCUUAGAUGUGGGCUAAGCAACGAGCUUAAUGGUGUCGAUGAGCCCAGCAGAUGCGAGUAUGUCGCUGUACUGUCAACUCCUGCAAUGUGCAUUGAAGAGAAGCUGAAGGAGCUGCAACAGAAACUCGACGCUGCGUCUUCAGAACUGUCUGGCCAUGACGAGCUCUAAACUGUCACGAGGAAACAUUGACUCCACUAUUACAACCAUAUAACCAUAAGAAAGGCUACAGAGAUGCAUGCUGGAUAGAAAAGCCUGGUGUUGUGAGUAGCCGCCAAAGCAGCUUUAGUUUGGCUAGGGAAUUUUUUGAGCAAAGUGGUCAGAUGGUUGAAAUUUUCACAUCGUCCUGAUUUGCUAGUAGCUGCAACUGGAUAUCUUUUACUUUAGCUUCCUUUGAAGACGUUUCUUCAAAUUGUUUAUGUAGGUCAUCUGAAAGAGACUAAGCCUUCUGUUUGUAACUUAUCAGUUAUGCACUGUGUUCUGAAUUAUACUAGUAGUGAUACUAUAUUUACUUUCUCUGGA
This is a messenger RNA of Hordeum vulgare subsp. vulgare (domesticated barley), 2276 nucleotides long. RefSeq names its product glucosidase 2 subunit beta. Gene Ontology annotation, cellular component: glucosidase II complex. NCBI's taxonomy places the organism in Eukaryota, Viridiplantae, Streptophyta, Magnoliopsida, Poales, Poaceae. The record is from RefSeq and is a predicted model, not a curated record. Gene Ontology annotation, biological process: N-glycan processing. The transcript is spliced from 16 exons. Bases 108 to 1925 code for a protein of 605 amino acids.